This is a messenger RNA of Gamsiella multidivaricata, 837 nucleotides long. RefSeq lists its product as uncharacterized. The coding region runs from base 1 to 837 and encodes 278 amino acids. The record is from RefSeq and is a predicted model, not a curated record. Lineage: Eukaryota; Fungi; Mortierellomycota; Mortierellomycetes; Mortierellales; Mortierellaceae. The transcript has 2 exons.
AUGCCCCUGAAGUACACUCUCAGGAGGCCAGUCCUCGAAUGGAGCCAACAGAGCACUGCCCCUGAACACCAGGCCGCAGAGGCCGAGCGGGGUCACGCCGUCAUCGACGACCUGAGGGACUACCCCGUCGAACUCUUUCAUUUGCGCGUGCGUUCCAUCCAAGAACAGCUUUCACAUCAUCACCCGCCCACCUAUAUCUACAUCGCCGCUCUCGCCUCUAUCCUCCUGCUCUUGCUCGUCUUCAUCGCCACAGCCCUGGCUCUCCAUGUCUCGGACGGCAAGCCCUGGGUCCUAGGCGUGAUCGUGGUCUUGAUCAUGACCUUCGUCGCCAAAAUGUUUUUUCUUUCCAGAAUUGAGAAGGCACACAAAGAGAUCAAUAUUCUACUUCACUCUUUCAACAACCAGGACAUGCCUCACUACGACGUGCUCUACAGGCUGCGCCCAGGAACCUUUUCAUUCGCGCACUCAUCAUUUCUCAACCGAUGCGCUUACCGACUCAACCUGGGGCUGCCCAGCUGGGUGAUCGACCUCACAACUGUCGACCAUAUUGAUGAAUACUCCUUCCAGGAACACCCCGCCACUGACCCACAUGCUUUGCCCGAAGAGGUUUUAGCGAGAGAGAAUGAGCUGCCGACCUAUCGUUCCAAAGAGUAUGAAGAGGAAGAACACGGCGAUGGAAUGCAUCGCCACCAGGGCGUGUUCCUGAGCGAGGGACAGCCACCAGAGUACCAGCAAGUCGUCAUUGAAAUGGAAACACAUUCUCGCCCAGCACUAGCAGCACCACCUGCAUCAGAGACAGGAGCAGGAGCAGGGACUCUGAAUAUAUCUGUCGCAUGA